AUGAUCGAAGCAAUCCAGUCGUUUUUCGCUCUCAAGUGGACUCAAGAGCCCUUGUUGCGUCCCUUACCUCCUCAUAUCGUCCGAAAUUAUGUCCAGACUCCCAAUGGAAACCUCGAGCUUCUAUCAUCAAAACCAGACGUCAAGAGUGCAGGCCUCUCGUCCAGAAAACAGCCGAUCUUUUUCGUUCAUGGUGGCGAGGGCUCUGGCUCUGUAUGGUUCGAAUGGAUGGAACAUCUUUCAACCUCCUACAACGCCACAACUUACGCAUAUUCAUUGAGAUGCCACGGCGCAAGUUAUUCAGUGCCCUACUGGAAAAUGGUAUGGGGAACAUCCCUGGAUGACCUAGCCUCAGAUCUUGUAGCCUGUAUCCAAGAUGUGAGAGAAAGGGAGGGACAGGACCCGAUUAUCGUCGCACAUUCUUCGGGUGGUGGUCUGUCACAAUACGUUCUGUCGAAAAGUCUCGUAAAAGCUCGAGGUCUUGUGCUUGUCGGUGCCGUUCCUCACUGGGGAAACAUGAGUGUUUACUUCAGCUGGUUCCGGAGAAUCGACCCCUGGUUCAGUCUCCGAAGUCUUUGCCAUCUGUUUCAUCCCAAUAGUCCACUCAACACACCACGCUUGGUUCACAACGCUUUCUUCGGACCACAAUAUCCACGCAGUCGUGUCCCUGAAUUCAUGAGGUGGAUGAGCAACUACGAGGCCAUGUUUUGGCCGUUUGGAAUGGCAGGUCGAGGUUGGGGUAUUGAGAAUCGUUCUUGGCUGGCGACCACCGACAUAUUGAGCAAUAUUGUUCAGUGGAAUGGGUCUCAAAAGAUUCUUGUCAUGAUCGGCACCGAUGAUAAAAUGAUGGGUGGAACUGAAACGAGGAUGGUGCGCGAAUAUUGUUCAGGCAUCCAACAGAUGCAAGUCGAGAAACGGAUCGACGCCGACUACGACUCGACAAAGCCAUCCAUCAAGAUUGUCAGAGAUAAGUAUGUCAACGAAUCAGAUUAUCCCGGAGUACGGCUAGUUGAAGUGAAGGGCGCUGGCCAUCAUACACAGAACGACAUGCAAUGGGAAGAAGCUGCUGAAGCUUUAAGGAGAUUUAGUGAGCAGCUGGAUUGA
Messenger RNA from Exophiala bonariae, 1101 nucleotides. RefSeq lists its product as uncharacterized. The transcript has a single exon. The record is from RefSeq and is a predicted model, not a curated record. Lineage: Eukaryota; Fungi; Ascomycota; Eurotiomycetes; Chaetothyriales; Herpotrichiellaceae. The coding region runs from base 1 to 1101 and encodes 366 amino acids.